Messenger RNA from Orycteropus afer afer, 1053 nucleotides. The record is from RefSeq and is a predicted model, not a curated record. Lineage: Eukaryota; Metazoa; Chordata; Mammalia; Tubulidentata; Orycteropodidae.
AUGUCCCGGAUAAGGCAAGACCCCGGGUUCUGGCCCCCAGCCUUCCGACUCAGAGUGCGGCCCCAGUCCCCCGCUUCCCGGGGCUCGGGCGUCAGGCCCAGGCAGGGCGAGGUAACAGGUUGUGCCGGCCGCGCCACAAGCAAGACUCGGGGUUUCUGUUUACUUCCCGGCCCGCCCCUGGGACCCGGAGCCCGCAGUCUCCUGGGCGCCCCGGCCCGGCGGCUCCGGGGCUCCGGAGGGUCCGACGCCCAGCGCGUCCCUGGGAGCAGCCGUCCGCCUCGGGAGCCCGCAGCCCCUUCCCUGCACCCGCGCUCGCACACCUGUUCUCCCCACCGCCCCGCGCCAGGUGCAGGAGCGCUCACCUGCCCGCAGGACCCAGGUGCCGCGGGGUCGCAGCUCGGCCGCAGGCGUCCGGGCCCCCAGCCCCCCGACCCUCCGGGGUCCGAACCCGGCCGGUCUGUCUUCCCCGCGGCGGCCCUCGGUCUCCCGGGCCCAGGACUCCGGCCGCCCGACCGGCCGCGGCGUCCCUCCUCCCCCAUCGCCUGCGCCCGGCCCAUCCUGCCCGAGGCUCGAAGGCCCCCUGCCCUCGGCGCCCCCCGGGCUCUCACCCGCCGCCGCCCGCCGGGUCCCGCCGAGGUCCCCACGGUCCCGGGUCCCCUCUUCCGGAGGCGGCACCCGGUCGGUGCGCAACCUGCACAGGUGAGCGGGCGGGGCCGCUGGCGGGACGGGGCGCCCCCUGGUGGCCGGAAUGGCCAGGCGGGGCCGCAGGAAAGUCACCCACGCCCUGGUCAGAGGCGUGUCUGCAGGCAGAACGUGAACAUGAACUCUGAGACUGACCCCUUCAGUCCAGAUGAAGACGGAAGAAUUUCAGAACUUGUCGCCAUAUCAGAGAUUCUGCUCCUAGGUGUGGCUGGCGUAGGCCUCCCUCCCGGCCCCACGGCCCCUUCUCAAGGCCCUCCUUUCAAGCUGACAGGCCCUGACGGGGAUGGAGGACCCGGUCAGCAAGGGCUGGGGCUGGAGGAGGUUCACAGUCCGUUGUCGGAGGCGGUGUAG